Messenger RNA from Nymphaea colorata (pocket water lily), 1207 nucleotides. RefSeq lists its product as uncharacterized. The transcript is spliced from 2 exons. The record is from RefSeq and is a predicted model, not a curated record. Bases 28 to 618 code for a protein of 196 amino acids. NCBI's taxonomy places the organism in Eukaryota, Viridiplantae, Streptophyta, Magnoliopsida, Nymphaeales, Nymphaeaceae.
GAUAAGUAUGACGUAUUUACGCUUCUCAUGGCCGAAAGAAGACACGACGUUGUUGCCCCAUGGUAUCAGAAUAAGUGCAAUCUGACAAAACAGGAGCCCUUCUAUUCGUCGCAACAUUAUAUAUAUUGUUGCUCGGAAGUUGGUGGACGAGAUUCUAAUCCCCUGCCACUAGUAGAAAAUGCACUUGGGCCUCCAGCCGCUCCUCGUCAGCUUUGGACAGGUAAGGAUAGUCCUGCUCCAUCAAGAGAGGUGACCAUGAAGGACCGUGAGAUGGAGGCUCCAUUGAAUUUGCAGUCUGAGACGUACUCUGCUGGUGGAAGAAAGCAGCGCCUCCCUUCAACUGAGGGCUUAGUUAUAGAGGAGCACUCAAAGACAUCUCUCCAAUCCCCUCUCAAGAGGGGGGCCCCCAUAGUUGGUAACAGCAUCAACAGGAUCUCCCCAAGUUGGGGACCUAGAGAUACGGGAGGAGAAUGGCGCAAGUUUCUCUUCAUCCCAGAUGAAGUGUAUGAGGAAAUGACCAAGCCAUUUAGGUUUGCUGCCAUCGGCGCUUUUUAUGGAGGAGGUUCCAAAGCCAGUAUGGAACAUAGUUUUGUUUUCAAGAACUUAAGACACCAGUGAAAAUAAGUCUGUUUUAUCAACGUUUCUCUGUUUUGGGCAAAGGGUUAUACCUCAUCAGGGUGGACUCAGAAGUUGAACUACAACUUAUGUUGUAGAGGAACUCUUGGCGCAUCGGUGCUAAAACUUUUGUUGCCAGUCGUUGGAGCCCUAGCAAGGAGAUGAAGGUUGACCAUACUGUAUGGAUUCCAAUCUGGAUUCAAAUCCCUAACCUGGCGUCUAAACUAUGGAAUUGAUCGGUUUUGGAUGGAAUUACGAGGACUUUGGGAGGUGAAGUCGUCAGCGUUGAUCCUUUCACUCGCUCACUGGUUCGCAUGGGCUAUAAUUGAUUGUGCAUUGAAGUUCCUCUCUACUUCUCCCCCCAAUCAGAAAUUUUCUUGCACAGAACUAACGGGGAUUUCAUCCGGAUUGAGAUUGUUUAUGAAAAUAUGAUCAGAUUUUGUCGCCAUUGUGGAUCACUUACUCAUUUGGAUUCGAAUUGUACCCAGUCCAGGGUGAGCUCUGCAUAGGAGGUUGAGAACAAAUCUUUGCAAACUCAAUGGAUGGACUAAAAUUAGAAUUGCUAAGAAAGCUACGAAUCUGAAAUGCCCUG